Strongylus vulgaris is the source of this 462-nucleotide messenger RNA. NCBI's taxonomy places the organism in Eukaryota, Metazoa, Nematoda, Chromadorea, Rhabditida, Strongylidae. The record is from the annotation of a GenBank genome assembly.
AUGUCCAUUACAUUCCCAUGUUGGUCCAGAGUAAGUAAUGCAGUUGAAGAUCCGCAAACAAAAAUCUCUGUCGCUCAAGAUCAGGUGGUUCAGCUGACGGGUGAAGACGGUGACUGAGGUUCUGAAGUUGGAUGGAUUCUGGCAAAGAUUACUGCUUGCAAUCUUCACGCAUUAGAAAGUUGCCAGUUGUACACCGUGAAGACAUUAGAUGAGCAAUUUGGACGAGUGCCUAAGGUUUUGACUAAUUUAAUCACUAAUCCAUUGAGGACUCCAAAUGAGAAAGUGUUUUGCUCUAUAGCACAGUAUGAUGCGCAGAGAGAAGGAGAUUUAGCUUUUGGGAUUUUCACUAUACUCGUUUCCGAAUCGGUUGCUGCCGAAGGAUGGCACACCGGAGUAGUUGUCACCGAUGCUGGUAAGAGACUUGGAGGCAGUGGAACGUUUCCUGCGACUUUUGUUACAGAG